Messenger RNA from Melampsora larici-populina 98AG31, 1914 nucleotides. RefSeq lists its product as uncharacterized. Bases 1 to 1914 code for a protein of 637 amino acids. Lineage: Eukaryota; Fungi; Basidiomycota; Pucciniomycetes; Pucciniales; Melampsoraceae. The transcript is spliced from 9 exons. The record is from RefSeq and is a predicted model, not a curated record.
AUGUCGUCAGCUAACGCCCCAUCUAAAAAAUCACAUCCAUUCAACAUCUCAGGUGUCGUCGAGGUAUCAGAAAUUCUUCCGCCUCUCAACGACUUAAGCUACACGUGGAGAAACUCCACAGUCUCCAUAACUUGCAAUGGCUUGGAUGACGCGAACGAACGUGAAUACGAUGGCAUCCUUACUGGCUACUCUGCAACGGAGCACGAAGUCGAGGAUGAACACUGUUAUACAAUCAAAGGCCGCAUGAUCCCAUCAUCCGAAUGUGCCGAUUUUCAAAUCUACUUCGACCCGAUUCAUAAGAUAGAUUCGGGCCCAUUGGAUACUUUUGUAGGAAGGCUCCAUGACAAUACCGCGGCGUCUGGAUUUGGCAUAGUAGGAGCGAAGACGGAGGUGCCUGACCUGAACUCCGACUCGGCGAUUUUGGUCUUUGUCAUGAAACACACUGAUUACAGACCUGAGGACAAGUCCACACACGAAUUUGAGGUUGAAUAUCGCAUGCGGCCCACACCCAACUUGAAAAAGACCCAAGCUUUGAUUCAAGAAGGCAAGGAAACUUUGGUUCAUGGUUACAUCGUGGACUGGAGCGAAGCGCACAAUCGCUGGGUUGUGGAUGCAAGUGUUCACCAUCUGUCAAGCAUCAACAUUGCGAGCGGGCAUCAAUCUGUAACAAAGAAGAAAGCCACGACCAGUUCUCAGGUUACCGCGACAGGCCGGGUGAAACCAGCUAAACAUAACAGCACCCCAACUAAACCGGCUCAAGUCACGCCUAAGAAACGAGCCGCGCCAGCAGCCAAGAGCAAAGCGCGUGCUGCUGCCCCCGCCGCAGCGAAUGAUGGAUUCGACGAAGGAUUUGAGGAGGCUGACCAACCGGAAGAACCAGUUGUGCCUCCUGUUAAAAAGCGAGCCCCGACUGCCGCUAAAGGCAAGGCGCGUGCCGCCGCUGUUUGCGAACCGGAAGAGGAACUCGAGGACGGGAUGUUUGAGGCUGAGUUCGACGAUGCAUUUGAACCACCCACUCAGGGAACAAGCACCGGCCGUGGAACCAAAGCUGGCCGAGUGCCCAGACGUCCUCGCGGAGCCCAUUUUUGUCGAUUCUAUUUCCACUCCUGGCCCAAGUCGGACUGGCUCGGUCGCUUGGGCCGUUAUCUGUUUGUUCCAAUUGCAAUUGAAUUUCAUCGUGCCAAUUUCUCGCCAACACGUAUGGCGUCGUUAUACCCAGCAGCCUCGAUUGGCCCUGCGGCUCGCACCCGAUCUGACUUGGCAGAGCUGAGCUUAGCAGCCAGGUUUCCGGGGGAAAUGCCGCUCGACAUCGGAGACUGUGACGAUCCAUGCGUCGCCUGUGGCGCGUUACAUUGGCGAGCCGAGCGCACUCAGGACGACUGGAAAGCAGAACACGCCUCCUACUCAUCAUGCUGCCAGAAGAGAGCGGUGGCCUUGCCAAGCAAUGGCUUAGAAAAUAAGCUUGCACCUCAAUUUGUCCAGGAUUUACUCACAGGGAGUGACUCAGAUUCAAAGCAUUUCAGAAAACAUAUUCGAGCGUACAACAACUCUCUGUCCUUUACUUCGAAUGGAGUGGAAACGGACAAGUCUGUCGCGGGAAAUGGAGGGACUUGGACGUAUCGAAUCUUUGGGCAACUUAGCCAUAACAUCGGAGCCCUCUUGCCUCCGGAAGGCGCGCCUAGAAAGUUUGCGCAGAUUUUCAUGGGCGGUGACCAAGCCGAGGGAGAAGCUGCAGCUCGAUCGAAGGCUGCGGGCGGAGGACUGAGACCAGCUAUCCUGAAAAGAUUCCAGCGAUUUUUGUAUGCCAAAAACCCAUUUGCAAAAUUAUACAAAUCGGCCGAAGAAGUCGCGAAUGGCACAGAGCUCAAGACAAUCAAAAUCAAAUCCCUUGCUGUUGUCUGUGGUAUUCAAUAG